Messenger RNA from Neoarius graeffei (lesser salmon catfish), 1478 nucleotides. It is a transcript of the gene wdr4, whose product is annotated as WD repeat domain 4. NCBI's taxonomy places the organism in Eukaryota, Metazoa, Chordata, Actinopteri, Siluriformes, Ariidae. The record is from RefSeq and is a predicted model, not a curated record. Gene Ontology annotation, biological process: RNA (guanine-N7)-methylation. The transcript has 11 exons. Gene Ontology annotation, cellular component: tRNA methyltransferase complex; cytosol; nucleus. Gene Ontology annotation, molecular function: tRNA (guanine(46)-N7)-methyltransferase activity; protein binding. The coding region runs from base 12 to 1286 and encodes 424 amino acids.
UAGCGGUGAACAUGGCUGCUGUGUGCUGUGCGGGAGAAUGGCUGGUGAUGAGCAGCUCGCAUUAUUUAAUAGCUGUGAAUGUCAGAGAGAACAGGGAACCGUUUGUGUUCGACUGCACAAAAACAGAGCAGAAACCGAAGGAAGCUGAAACAGAUGAAAGCAAUGGUGGAGGUUCUCAGGAGGAAGGAAGCGACCUGAUUCUCACGCUCACCCUGUCACGAUCAGGACAUUAUGCUGCUCUGACAGAUGACAACAAAAGAUUGAUUCUGUUUCGCACCCAACCAUCAUGGCAGUGUAUCAGCACAAGGUGGGUAGUGCGCAGGUGUACCUCUCUGGUGUUCAGUCAGGCCGAGGAUGAGCUGUUUGUGGCGGAUAAAUCUGGAGAUGUUUAUUCAUUCUCUGUCCUGGAGCCACAGAGGCAGGGUGAGCUGAAGCUGGGUCAUCUCUCCAUGCUACUGGGCAUUACCCUGUCUCCAGAUGAUAAGUACAUCAUCACAGCAGACAGAGAUGAGAAGAUCAGAGUGAGCUUUUGCAGAUCCCCAUACAACAUUCAGGCCUUCUGUCUGGGACACAGAGAGUUCGUCAGUGCUCUGUGUGUUCCAGCUGCACAUCCUGAAUGGCUUCUCUCAGGCUCAGGGGACGGCACGGUGAAACUUUGGCAUUAUGAGUCCGGCCGGCGGUUACAGAGCAUCGACCUGCAGCAGCAUGGCGUUUCACAGAGCUCUGAUACGGACAGUGAAAAGCCAGUGAGGUUUGCUGUGAGUCGGAUCAUCAGCUCGCCGGAUGGACGCCAUGUCGCUGUGCAGUGUGAGAGUUUUCCCUCCAUUCAGCUGUUUACAGUAGAGGAAGGAUCAGACGGGAGCUUAACUCCGACUGAGACACUCACUCUGCCUCAGAACCUCUGGGAUAUGACCUUUGACCCUCAGGGUCGACUCUGGGUCUUAUUGGAGAACAAGGACACAAAUGUACUUCUGUACACAUAUACAGAGGAGCGCUGGAAGUGUGUGUCAGAAAGCCCUGACCUACAGAGGGUAUCAGAAACAGUGCACGCUCAGUGGGAGCUCUUCAAAGCCUCCAUCGGUGCAGAGAGUCGGUUCCGUCAUCUCUACAAGACGAACUUUGACAAUAUGGCAUCGUAUUUAGAGAAGAAAAAGGAACGACUGCAGCAACAGAAUCAGCGGGGAGGAAAGAAGAGAGCAGCACGGCAGCCGAACAGGGCAGCGAAGAAAAGCAAGACGGAGAAUAAAAGCGGAGCCGUUUCUCAGAAAUGCAGCUCAGAGAGCUAGAACCCAGCAGAGACGUCGCAGGUUUAAGUUUUUUUUUUUAAACCUCAUUGUUUUGGUGGACAUUCCUUUUCAUUCAGGUUGCAUCCUUUAUUUCAUAUUUACAUAUUAUAUUUUUGGAAAUGCCCCAAAAUUGAGAGAUUGAAAAUGAAAUUUUAAAAUAAAUGCUUUUUUUGUUUGUUUGUUUCCUGAGAA